Molecule: messenger RNA, 3124 nt
Organism: Astyanax mexicanus (Mexican tetra)
Lineage: Eukaryota; Metazoa; Chordata; Actinopteri; Characiformes; Acestrorhamphidae
Gene: kynu
Product: kynureninase
Exons: 14
Coding region: 1363-2757 (464 amino acids)
Biological process (GO): NAD+ biosynthetic process
Cellular component (GO): cytoplasm
Molecular function (GO): pyridoxal phosphate binding; kynureninase activity
Source: RefSeq, a predicted model, not a curated record
AAUAUAAUUGGUCAUAAUAUACCAUCUUUGCUAACCUCUUUGUUUCAUGUUAAGCCUCUGUUGUCUUAACUGGUUAAUGCUUUGCCUUAUAUUGCUGUAUUUGAUCAAUUAGAACCGUGAAGUUAUGAAGGCGAAUAAUAGCAGCACUGAUGCACUAAAACGGCUGUAAAAAAGAUGUAGUUUAUGUAUACUAUCAGACGUUGUAUAGUUUUAAGCUUUGUAGUAACAUAUUAACUAAUGUGAGUGGUUUAUGGUUUAUUGUUCUAAAAAAAAUAUUGAUUUUAAUGAAUGCUUGUUUUUUGUAUAUAAAGUGUCGCUGCUGUACACAGAACCAGCUUCACUCUGAAUUUGUUAAAUUAACUUUGACAUCACUGGGAACUGUGAAUGAAAACACAGCAAUUUUGGAAAAUGCACCCUUAUUAGUUGCUGUGCCUCUACUUUUACAUGAUGUUAAGAGUAUAUUACCUUUUAUCCUUAAAAUAUUAAAUAUAGAAUAAAGAAACAACCAAAUUCAACUUAACAGUAUUGAAAAUAUAAGCAGGGUUGAAGGAACAAUCCACAUUUCACACUUCUACUCCAUGGUAAAACUCUUGCAUCUAGACUGCAAUUGAAAAUAGUCACAAUGGUCACAUGAAAUAGCGUUCAGUAGCUCCUCCGUUUCCACUCACUGUUGUGUUAACGUGGAUCUCUGUGGAAACACACGUCCAAAGUGUAAUUACGGUGCGUGCCAGUGGACAAAUAGCUAUUUUAUUAAAGGCAAGGUGAAGAAACGUUGAGAUGUGCGUUCAGACAGGACUAAAAUUACCAGAGGACCACAGAGUUUAGCGAAAAAGUAGGUAAUUCAGUCUGUAAUUUUCUCAGAGGACAUCUGAGAAAAUCACAUACCUGGACAGGAAUUAAAUCACAGAGAACCCCCUAUAAAUGAGAAAAUUACCUCAGGACCCCCAGUGAAACUAAUCCUGUCCGGAUAGGGCUUAAGGGAACAUUUUUUUUAACGUUUUUUGUUUGUUUAUGUGCUAGGUGUACAUUAGUUCUAUUAAAUGAUGACUUACAAUACAUUUUGUGUUUUAUAUUAAUUCACAAUCUUUGAAAUAAAGUUGGGGGACAUAAUGAGCACCCGAUUCAGAGAAUAGCUCCAAAAGUAUGGAAAGCUUGAAACAUAAUGGCAAGAAAAUACAGGUUAACCCCAGUGCGGCCUUCUGAAAGAAAGCCUUGCUGACAAUCAUUAGCUUAACUUUAAUAUUUACUCAUAGGGUUAAAGGUCGCUUUCAGUCUUUUAUGUUUGGAACAGAUCCCAAAUCCAGCACGAUCCUGACUGAGAAUACGUUUCAGCACUUCAAUAAGUUGAACUAAAACUUAGUCAUGGACCUUCUGGAUGCUGGUUCUCCACGAGAAGUCAUUGAGAAGGUGGCUAAGCACCUAGACUGCAGCCCCACGUCUCGGGAAGUUGCUGAAUAUUUUGACAAGAAUGACAAGCUGAGACAUUUACGACAGGAGUUCCUGUUUCCUAAAGUCGCUCAGCUUCCCACAUCUGACCUGUCGCUUGUGGGUGGAUCAGAAGAUUGCAUUUACUUUGUGGGGAACUCUCUUGGCUUACAGCCCAAAAAUGUGAAAAAGUAUAUUGACGAGGAGUUGAAGAAAUGGGCCACAAUUGGGGCCCAUGGUCACGUGAUGGGGUCACGUCCUUGGGCCUGGGCUGAGAAUGAUCUGGAGGAUCUCAUGGCAAAGGUUGUGGGUGCUAAACCAGAAGAAGUUGCCUUGAUGAAUGGUUUGACAGUCAAUCUGCACCUUCUACUGCUUGCUUUUUACCAGCCCAUCGCAACACGCCACAAAAUACUUCUGGAGGACAAAGCCUUUCCAUCUGACCACUAUGCCGUGGAAUCUCAGAUACGGCUACGGGGAUUUGAUCCAAGCACAAGCAUGCUCUUCGUUAAACCCAGACCGGGGGAGGACACUUUGAGGACAGAAGACAUUGUGUCUACAAUAGAGCGUGAGGGACACUCCAUUGCUGUGGUGAUGCUGAGUGGAGUCCAGUACUACACUGGGCAGCUGUUCAAUAUGGAGGUCAUCACCAAAGCAGGCCAGAACCAGGGCUGUUAUGUGGGUUUUGAUUGUGCACAUGCAGUGGGUAAUGCUGACCUGCGACUGCAUGACUGGGGUGUAGACUUCGCCUGCUGGUGCACAUAUAAGUAUGUGAAUUCUGGAGCUGGGGGCUUGGCUGGAGCGUUUAUACAUGAGAAGCAUGUGGACAGAGUCAAACCUGCGCUGCUCGGAUGGUGGGGGCACAACCUGAAGACAAGAUUCCAGAUGACCAAUGAGAUGGAUCUGCAGCCUGGAGUGAAUGGAUACAGACUCUCUAAUCAACCUGUUCUUCUAGUGUGCCCUCUACAGGCCAGUCUAGAGAUCUUUAAUCAGACCACCAUGAAGGAUCUGAGGAAGAAGUCUAUACUGUUGACUGGCUAUCUGGAAUACCUCCUCAAGCACUACUACAGUAAGAAGGCAUCGGACCCCCAUAAGCCCUGUGUUCACAUCAUCACACCCAGCAACCCAGCAGAGAGAGGAUGCCAGCUGUCCCUGUCUUUCUCUCUACCCAUCCGAGCUGUCUUUAAAGAGCUGGAGAAGAGAGGAGUAGCUUGUGAUAUGAGGGAGCCCAACGUUCUGCGUGUAGCUCCUGUUCCACUCUACAACUCCUUCUCUGAUGUCCAUCGCUUCAUCACUGUCCUGGGAUCAGCGCUGGCUGCCAGCAACAAAGACUGACAUCUAUAGAGCAUUGAUUAACCCUUUGAGGCACGGUGGUGACUGUGUUCUUGUUUUUCAGUUUCUUACUUUGCAGUUGUGGUUAAAGUGAAAUCUUUACAUUUUCAAAAAUAAUUGAUCUUUUCUGGCAACACUUGUAAUGUAUCACACACAAAGUGAUGUACAAUCUGUAAGAUAUGCAACAAAAAAAAAUCACACCCUAAAAUCAGCUUUGUAAGUCAUAUAUCAGUAAAUCAAUAGGUAUUUUGAAACAAAUUUUCCGUUUGUGCCUCAAAGGGUUAAAGGAAAAUGAAAAAGCCAUACUAAAAAUGAAAAGGAAAAGAUUAAUAGGAAAAUGAUGAAAUAAACAAAAUUGUGAAAAUUAAAA